CCUCGAUUAUGCGCGAGAGCAUAUAAGCCCCUCCCACAAAGUCACGCAUGCUCAGUAUAGUGGUGGUUGUGAGUCGUCUCGUGCAGCUCACGCGGGUCAGACGUGUCCUGACCGUUCGACGCAAUGAAGCUGCCGAUCUCGUUGGUAGUGCUAGCAGUGCUCAGCCAUGCCACUGCACAGGCCGUGGCUAAGAGCUCAGACACCAAACCCAAGGACCCCAACCAGACCGACAAGAGAGAGCUCCAGGAGGGAAACUUUGGAGAUCGGAAACCUAAGGAAAUUGCACCUAAAUUCGCUUCCAAUGAAGCGCCUGCAAAACCAGACUAUGAAAAACAACUGAAGGAGCUAAUUGCACAGCAGUCGCCUGAACAACAAGUGUUCGGAGUGCGGUUGCCCCCUAUAAGCAAGAUCUCCGAUGUGCUGAGUGGACAGGGUCCCGCCUUCGAGGCAGCUCUCGCCAAACACCUCUAUUCUCCAAUUUCCGUGUACCAUACCCGGCUAGGAUCACCAACAUCAUUCGAGGUGCAGGAACCAGCAGCAUCGCAGGUGGCGGCCUACCCACAAACAUAUAAAGGCCAAAAAGCAGACAACGAUAACCAGCAGAGACUGCACCCGCCACAGACAGCAGACUUUCCCAGCGUAGCUCUGUACUCUGUAAAGCAACCGAGAGUUCGUUUUGAAUCUUACCCUCCUGCAGACCCUGGAUUCCCUCGAGUGCACCCAAACUUACCGCAAGAACUUUACCAACCUCAGACAAUUCUCAAGCAACCAAUGUCGUCAAUAUUCCCGAUUUACGAUCAACUCGGCCCCAUCAGAUACCAAGGCCACGGUUACCACGCUCAUCCAAAUGGUGCUAUUAGCUUUGCAAGUUACUCUCAAAACAUACCAUUCCACGCGCAGUACGAAACAGUGAUGCAGGCUCCACCAAACAAUAUACAUUAUACUCAACCUGAAGAAAUCGCUUCGGCUCAACUUGGACAGGUAGCGGUACAACACCAGCCUGUAGCCCUUCAGCAACACCAACAUAAAUUAGUUCCAAUAAAACAAUCCAGGUUCCAGUAUCCACAAAUAUUCCAUAAAAUCAUUCAGGAACAACAAAAAUAUGGCCAACCGGCAUAUCCACCGAUACAUCAGUUUAUAACCUACAAACAACAUAUUCCAAAUCAGGCAGACGUUGUGAAUGAACUUCCACAUCAUUUAAUUUUCCAAAAUCCUCGACCGGUAAGUAAAGGUCAAAUUAUUGAAAUACCUGCAUUCAAACCGUUACCUCAGUCAGUCCUAACUGCAGAAUCCUAUUUUCCACAAACAAGCUCGCCGUCGCCUAAAGAUUCGGAAUCACGACCGUAUAAUUACGAUGAACAUUCCACUCCACAACCUACAAACCACAUCGACCAACCGAUAGCACCGGUAUUGUCUCAGCGGCAGCACACACCUUUACCUCCCUUGAAACCUAAUUACAACAAGUAUGUUAAACCUUUGAAGCCUUCUCGUACGACGCCCAUAUUCUUACCGACAACAUUGCAACCUAUUCCAACGACCACUGAGAGCGCACAGCCCUUUACUGACCAAUUCGUUUCAUCAACAACCGAACAACCUGCGUUUAAUAAUCAAGAUGAGUCUAAAGAAAAUAUUCUGCAGUUGAAAACUAAUUCAGAGUCACAAACACCACAGCCGCUAGAAACCGAUGAAACUCCUCUGUCUCUGCCAGCGUCAGUUUUACCUCUGACAAGACCAACAACGUACAAGCCACCUUUGCACAAUGAGUACUCUACACCACAGCCUCAACAGCGACCAACUCAAUCAGUAGGGACGCAACCACGACAUGAUGUAGUAAUUCAAAAACAGGAAAUUCAAGAAUUAUUUUUUGAUCCCUCUCCCCAACCUUCCAGCACUUCACAAUACCCUCUGCAAGAACAUGAAGAACACCAACUGCAUUCUCAAGUGCACCACCAGAUAUUCGAACAGUUGCAACCCCCACAAUACCAACAAGAACUCCACGAGACACACUCCCAACAAUAUCGACACGUACCUCGUCAGUCAGGCUCUCCGCAACAGCAGUUCGCGUCUCAACAGAUACAACCUCAACAAUAUGUGAUCUUGCAACAAGCGCACCCUCUUCAGCGUCAUCCGGUUAAGCCCGAUCAAUUGCAGAGUCAGCAGUCUGCAGAACAGUUGCAACAACAACAGACAAUAGAACAGGCCCAGUCCCAACCUGAGCAGUACCAACAACAUAACUUAGAACCUAAAAACCAAGACCAAGUAGCCACCAAUCCUCUUGAAGAAUCUAAACAGUCAACAACGUCGACAGACAAUCAACAUCAGCCAGAACAGGCAAAACCACAACUAACUACGGGGAAAACUGAAGAGCAGCCAGGGAAAGUAUCACAUUCUGGAAUCUCGCUACAAUCGUACCAUGGGCCGGUGAUAUCACGCAUCCAAGCUCUGUAUGCUCCACCCCAGCAGUACCUGGCUCACCCUGAGUACGGCAUGGUGGACGUGCCAGUCUACCCCGACGUGCAAUAUUUCGGCAAGUUUGCAGAAGCACUAUUUGGGAAUCUUCAACAUUAACGUCGGGAUAUAAUAAAAUUCUUAGGUACUCUUGGUAGAUAUAUUAGACUAGGCUUAAAAUUAUUGAGAGGAGGCUCGUUUGUUUAAGAAAUACCAAAAAUGAAGAUUUCAGUGUUCUAGAAAUUGUAUUAAAUACUUAAUGUCAUGAAAUGUUGAAGACUUGCGUCUGUAAAUAUGAUAUUGUGUGUAGGCUAUGUACAUAAAAGGUUAGUAUUAGUGUUGUUACAUGUAGGGGAGAAUGCUUGACUGUGAUGCCAUAAUGUGUAUGUGUGUGUGUCUCAAUACACAACUGAGACUCUUAUCGCUUUCUUUAUUAAAGUUGCGUAAAAUCUU
Spodoptera littoralis (African cotton leafworm) is the source of this 2901-nucleotide messenger RNA. The record is from the annotation of a GenBank genome assembly. NCBI's taxonomy places the organism in Eukaryota, Metazoa, Arthropoda, Insecta, Lepidoptera, Noctuidae.